This is a messenger RNA of Corticium candelabrum, 681 nucleotides long. RefSeq lists its product as uncharacterized. The record is from RefSeq and is a predicted model, not a curated record. Bases 53 to 511 code for a protein of 152 amino acids. The transcript has 5 exons. Lineage: Eukaryota; Metazoa; Porifera; Homoscleromorpha; Homosclerophorida; Plakinidae.
GAGGACGUAGGACACUGGUUUGCGCGCUUCGCUCGUUUUGUUGUUGCACAAAAUGGUCGCUUGGAAGUGGUCGGCUUUAUUCUUGAUUCUAAGCUCUGCAAGCUGGAUUGUUUUCGUUGUCGGCUUCGGUUUGAGAAGUAACUGGAAUGCCGACACAGCAGCAGUUCGUGAGGAAAUGACGGGAAGCUAUUUGUGUUGGUGGCUGUUUGCUUGUGCUUGCCCGGUGUCCAUGCUGGCGCUGUUUUUCUACAGUGUUCGGACUGCAGACUGUGUUGGAGUGGUUGCUUUGUUUAUUACUGGCUUGGUCAUUGGAGCUGCUGGUGGUGUGAUGAAUGUUGAUGUGAGCUUGAUCUACAACCAUGAAACAGGAGACUCUAAUGUCUACACUAAUUUUGUGGCUGUUGAAGCAGCGGGGACUGCUGCGUAUGUGCUUAUCCAGGCUGUACACCUACCAUUUCUAUUUGCUGUUGUUACGAAACGUGUAAAUAGUCGGUACAUGACGUCAUUGUAAGUAGGGGUAGUAUGUGAAUACCCAUCUGUUGAGUUUCCGACUGUAUCGCAGAGUUAGCUGAAUUCUAUUUCCUGCGAAAGCUGACAAAAGAGAGUUAUUUUCAUGACUGAGACUGUUUGUUUGCUAUAAUAUAUAUGUAUAAUCUGUAUCUAAAGGAAAGUAGGCCCAUG